This is a messenger RNA of Xyrauchen texanus (razorback sucker), 4366 nucleotides long. RefSeq names its product sulfatase 1 (gene sulf1). Gene Ontology annotation, cellular component: plasma membrane; cell surface; endoplasmic reticulum. NCBI's taxonomy places the organism in Eukaryota, Metazoa, Chordata, Actinopteri, Cypriniformes, Catostomidae. Bases 261 to 3659 code for a protein of 1132 amino acids. Gene Ontology annotation, molecular function: N-acetylglucosamine-6-sulfatase activity; glycosaminoglycan binding; calcium ion binding. The record is from RefSeq and is a predicted model, not a curated record. The transcript is spliced from 19 exons.
GCUGGAGGACGUGUUUCAGCAGAUGGUUAGGGUUAGUGUGUGUCAUCACAUCGAGAAAGGAUUAGAGGAGGAAGGUUGUCUUCAAGGAGCAGUGUGGUCCACACAAACACUCUGACUUCAUGAGCAGAGGACCUCAAGAGAGAACGGCUCAACAAGAGAUAUCAACUUCAUGAACAAGUCUGUGACAUCCUGUUAUUCAGAUUACCUUGUGAAGACUCAAACCUUCUGAGUGUUCUUGAGCCCCUGUUUGCGAUCUAAUCAUGCAGCUGGUGAGCCUGGCCUGGAUGAUGGCCCUGGCUGCCCCACUGGUUUGCUAUGGCUUCACCACCCGCGGUCAAGGCCUGCGUGGGCGGGUUCAGGGCGACCGGCGGAACAUCAGACCCAACAUCAUACUCAUCAUGACAGAUGACCAGGACGUGGAGCUUGGUUCGCUACAGGUGAUGAACAAAACUCGUAAGAUCAUGGAGGACGGUGGUACAUCAUUCACCAAUGCAUUUGUGUCUACGCCCAUGUGCUGUCCAUCACGCUCAUCCAUGUUGACGGGGAAGUACGUUCACAACCACAAUACAUACACCAACAACGAGAACUGUUCCUCGCCUUCCUGGCAAGCUCAGCAUGAGCCACGUACCUUUGCUGUUUAUCUCAACAAUACUGGAUACAGAACAGCUUUCUUUGGGAAGUACCUCAAUGAGUAUAACGGCAGCUACAUCCCACCUGGGUGGCGCGAAUGGGUGGGGCUGAUCAAAAAUUCCCGUUUCUAUAAUUACACUGUCUGUCGGAAUGGGAACAAGGAAAAGCAUGGAGCAGAUUAUGCCAAGGACUACUUCACUGAUUUAAUCACCAACGACAGUAUCAACUACUUCAGAAUGUCCAAGCGCAUGUACCCGCAUCGGCCGGUGAUGAUGGUAAUCAGCCAUGCAGCGCCUCACGGCCCAGAGGAUUCAGCACCCCAGUACUCAGAGUUCUUCCCAAAUGCUUCCCAGCACAUAACUCCUAGCUACAAUUACGCACCAAACAUGGACAAGCACUGGAUCAUGCAGUACACAGGCCCGAUGAAGCCAAUUCACAUGGAGUUCACCAACUUCCUGCACAGGAAGAGGCUCCAGACGUUGAUGUCUGUAGAUGACUCUGUGGAAAAGAUAUACAAUGCUCUGGUCGACACCGGGGAGCUGGAUAAUACCUAUAUAAUUUACACAGCUGACCAUGGGUAUCACAUCGGGCAGUUUGGACUGAUCAAGGGGAAGUCUAUGCCCUAUGAUUUCGACAUUAGGGUGCCAUUAUUUGUUAGGGGUCCAAAUGUGGAGGCAGGUGCAAGAAACAAUCAUCUUGUGCUAAACAUUGAUCUAGCACCCACAAUCAUGGACAUUGCUGGUCUUGACAGUCCACAUGAUAUGGAUGGCAAAUCUAUCCUGAAACUUCUAGAGCAGGAAAAGUCGGGGAAUAGAUUCAAAUCCAACCGGAAACCCAAAGUCUGGAGGGACACAUUCCUUGUGGAGCGGGGCAAAAUCCUGCGCAAGAAGGAAGACUCAGGAGGCAACGUGAACACCCAACACUCCAAUAGCUUACCCAAAUACAAGAAAGUGAAGGAGGUGUGUCAGCAGGCCGAGUUUCAGACGCCCUGUGAACAACCAGGACAGAAAUGGCACUGUGUCGAGGAGGUCAGUGGGAAAUUGCGUUUGCAGAAGUGUAAGGGUUCCCUGAAGGAAGGAUCCAAGAAAAGGGCAAGGAGUCUCCGUUCUCGUAGCUAUGACAGCCGGGAGAAAGACUGCCACUGCGGAGACCAACCUUACAAAACAGCCAAGGCAGAGCGCCGGGCACACAGACGGUUCGCUCAGAGCAGCAAUCCACGCUACAGACCUCGCUUUGUGCACACUCGGCCUGCCAGAUCUCUGUCAGUGGAGUUUGAGGGAGAGAUCUAUGAUGUGGACCUGCAGGCUGAUGACAAAACUCCCCUUGAACCUCGACCAAUCAGCAAACUUCACUAUGAGCCUGAGGGAGCCUUUGAUCCGGACUUAGGGCUGGAGUCUGACGAUGGCUCCGAAGAAAUGCAGUCAGAUGACACUAAUGCAGUGGGCUACCCCAAUUCUCUCAAAGUUACACACAAGUGUUUCAUACUUAUUAAUGACACUGUGCGCUGUGAAAGGGAAAUUUACCAGUCCUCCAAAGCAUGGAAAGACCACAAGAACUUUGUGGAUCAGGAGAUUGAACUUCUCCAGAAUAAAAUGAAGAAACUCCGUGAGGUUAGAGGUCAUCUAAAGAGGAGGAGACCAGAUGAAUGUGACUGUGGAAAGAAGAGCUAUUAUAGCAAAGAGAGAGAGCAGAAUAACAAACCUGAGAGAUUGAAGAAUAGGAAUGACCACCUCCAUCCCUUUAAAGAGGCCAUGCUGGAAGUGGACAGCAAGGCUCAACUCUACAAUGAGAUCCGUCGCAGGAAGAAAGAGAGGAAGGAGAGGAAGAGGCAGAGGAAGGGUGAUAACUGCAGUCUUCCUGGCCUCACCUGCUUCACGCAUAAUAAUGAACAUUGGCAGACCGCCCCCUUCUGGAACUUGGGUGGCUUCUGUGCCUGCACAAGCUCCAACAACAACACAUACUGGUGUCUGAGAACUAUUAAUGAAACUCACAACACGCUGUUCUGUGAAUUUGCCACUGGAUUUCUGGAAUACUUCGACCUAAACAGUGAUCCUUACCAGUUAACAAAUACAGUUUAUACUGUGGAGAGAGAUGUUCUGAGCCAACUGCAUCUUCAGCUAAUGGAAAUGAGGAGCUGUCAAGGCCACAAACAGUGCAACCCCAGACCAAAAAGUUCAGAUGCAGAGCACAACCAGCCUGGGACUUACACAAAGGUUAAGAUGCCCAAUUUCACAGAGGAUGUCAACUGGCAAGGACUGGCAGAUCUGUACAGUGUGAAUGAGAGUCUGUAUGAACACAGACAUAACUACAGUCCAAGCCUGGAUGACUGGACAAACUUUUGGAAGGAUGUAGAUAGUAUGUUUGCACUGCUGAGAAAUUUAAAGGAACUCAACCAAACCAAGAAGCUUGAUCCGCUGGCUGAGCUGGGCUCUGGGGUCCUGGAGGAGGCCAGCGGUGCUGGAAGCCUUGUCCUAGAGAAAUGGCCCCCUGUGGUCACUCCGAGCCCCGCCACAGCAGGCCUGACUCCCCAAACACAUACAGAGACUCUCAAGUCUCUUAAUGAUCUCCCAGAAGGUCGCCAAACUGAACUGAGUGGUCUUCUCAGAGGAGGCACCUGGGUUCAGCAGCUUGAAAAUGAGCUGGAUGAUGACGGGAUGACAUUUAGUGGCAACGGCGUCACUGAGCUGGAGACUCACCAUGACUUCCUGUUGCGCAGCUCCAACAUCAUGCAAGAGCAACGACUGGAACUCCAUCAGACCCCAAAACAACAGCAGGAGGAUGAGGAGGACAUUUUUCAGGCCCAAGUUUACCUUCCUCUCUCCCCACAGCCAGCCAAACCCCCAGAGCAAACUGAAAAGAUGCCUCCACCACAGCCUGACACCCCUCAGGAGAGGUGGAAUGAAAGCAUCAAACCCGAUACCCUCAAGCCCAGGGACCCUCAGGACUCGGAGGGUAGUGCCUCGGGCCAUUCCCCUUUGAGAAAGGACUGCUGCCAUGCACUGUAUAGCCAGCCAACUCAAAGACACUAACCCCAUAGAGCAUGGACUGCUUCCUAUGUAUGAAUCAUCUAAUGAAUUAUAUUAUUUUUUACAGGUGUUUUACAUUUAUUAGAAAUCAGUGUUAUGUAUUUUGUUUUAUAUAUAUAUAUAUAAACCGUAAUGUGCAAAAGUUUUAGGCACUUGUCAAAAAAGUUGCAUAGUGAGGAUGUCUUCAAAAAUAAUGCAAUAAAUAGUUUUCAUUUAUCAGUUAAUGUCAUGCAAAGGCCAGUGAACAUAAAAACCUAAAUCAAUAUUUGGUCUGACCUCCUUUGCCUUCAAAACAGCAACAAUUUUCCUAGGUAGACCUGGACACAAAUUUUCUUUGGUAGAUAGGAUGUUCUAAGCUUCUUGGAGAAUUCACCACAGUUCUUCUAUUUAUUUAGGCUGUCUCUGUUGCUUUUGUCUCUUCAUGUGAUCCCAUACUGACUUGAUUUUCAGUGAGGGGCUCUGUGGGGGCCAUGUCUUCUGUUGCAGAGCUCCCUGUUCUUCUAUUAUUUUUGCCAAAGGAAUAUUUGGGAGUAUAAAAUGUAUAUUUCCUAUUGACACACUAAAGUUGAAGAUGUAAAUAACCAUCUUAAGACAAAGUUUUUGUGAAACAUCUUAAGUGACUAAAACUUUUGCACAGUACUAUGUAUGUAUGUAUGUAUGUAUGUAUGUGUGUGUGUGUGUGUAUAUAUAUGUGUGUAUAUAUGUGUGUG